AUGAAAAAACUCUUUUCGAAACGUGGGAGGACGAGUAUCAGCAGGACACCUUUGAUCGAGAGAGACAACUCUUCCCAACAGGGUGAGUCUGUUAUCUUUGUCAUUUUUUAACUGUACUUUAUUUUUCCUUAAAUUAAUGUUGGUGUAUCGUAGAGAAUCCAAGAAAUUUAGAUGCAAAGUGUGGAAUAAAAACCCCUCGAAAAGGAAAAAAAAAGUAGAAAUAUGGCGAAAAAAACUGUCUGUCAGAAUUUGAGUUUUAUUUACUUAUUUAAAAAGGGACUGUGUACAAAUGUAAAUGUGUCCGAGUAAGUCAGAGGGCUGAGUCUCAUUUCUAAGAUGUUGUUAGACAUUAAAAGUUAAAUUAAAAUCAUCGGUGUUGACAUUGUUGGUUCCAAGUAAACAAUCACUUCCCAUUAUGAUCAAAUGUAUAACAGGAUAGAGGCUCUCCGAUUGAUUUCAACACUAAUUUAAUGCUCUAUAUGAAAGACAACCUGCAGUACGUCUAAAGUAAAAUACGUCUGUGUCGUGUGUUUUAAGAUACACAUCUCCAGAAAAGGUAUAAUAUAAAAAUGUGUCAAUAACAAUGAAGCGGUAGGGCACAAUUCAAAGUGUUUAAGUGUUAUUUAAACUAGACCAGAUCAAACUGGAUUGAAGGUGACAUAAUACCAGUAUGUCGGGGAUUUCCAAAUACCUGAGUGGAUUUGAAGCAUGUAUUCAGAGAAGACAGCUCCACACAGGUGUCUGAGUUAUACACAUCAACUUCCAAUUGGCUCUGAUUUCAUUCCACUCACUUUCAUGAAGUAACCAAACCUGUUAUUCCGCUUUGAUAAUACAAAACUAUUAUAGGCAUGAAAACACUCCAAUGAAGUAGAUGAAGUAGAGGUGCAUGAAAGUACCUGAUUUGCUUAUCAAACUUGAUUCUGAAGGGACUAUGACUCCAAGGUUAUUUGCAUGGGUUUUUUUUAUGGAGAGGAUGAAUAGGCCAAGAUGAGGAGAAAUGCAGUGGACCUGACAAAAGUACUUCUGUUCAAUUCUUGUUCAAUAAUGAGGUCCAGUGGAGGCAAAUAUGUAGAGAAGGAGAGUGGACCGAGAGUGGAACCCUGGGGGACACCACAGGGAACUUCGGUUAUGCUCAAACACAACCUUAGGGAUACGGUUCACAGUGCUCUAACCUAAACCCUUGAAUUCACUUUCUUUCAUAGGUUACGAUCUGGCACUUGAUGCGAACGACAAUCAUCCAAGCAUCUUGAACACCAAUGAGGAGCAACCCUUGGAGGUUCCUGGGGAGAUCUCUCUUCAGGUGCUGGCUGAAGUUCUUGGUGUUGUCCCUGAUACAAACACCACCCUGGAUGGAGUCUGGUCCGAUUCAGACCAGCAGAAAUCUCUCAUCCAAAAAUCGGUGGACCAGCACUUCCCAAAGCCACCAGCAGAUCUUGACGGCGACCUUCCUGAGCACCUGAAAAAUGUGCAGAACACUGUGCACAGUGAGCUCGCGAGGCUGCAUCUUCUGUUGGAUGGCAUGGUUCUGGGAGAGUGUCUGAUUGAUUGUUACCAUCGUCACACAUUCAAUCACCUCGAUGAUCUACUGCAGGAGAUCUGCUCAUCCAAGAGUCUCUUGGUGCUGAUGAAGUGGGUCCUUUACACAUAUCCGAGGUAACUAAAUCCACAUUUUUACCUCGGUGUCUAACACUUCAUUCUCAUUCUCAUUUUUCAACAACUGCUGCAGCAUCUGAUGUUGGUUUUUGUUUUACUUUUCCAGUCAGGAUCUGCUCAGCCAUCCAGGCCGUGAAGAACCAGUGACCAAAGUCGACCCCUUGAUGUUCUCAGAGUGGUUUGUUAAAGCAAAGGACAAACUGCUUGUGAAUGUGCAGGUGAGGAAACUCGUGCCUACAGUGUAAUGGCUGUAUACAUUAAGAGGUGCUGUUCACCAUUUUAUCGCUUCAGAUGAGGAUGGCAAAAUCACAGAUUCAACUGUCAAUGCACAAGAGUAAAACAAUGGCCGCAAUGUCAACAGAGGGUAGGCCAUCUAUGCAUAUUAUUAAUUUUGGGGUUUCUUUUGGUCUGCAGAAAGAGGUCAAAGGGCAACUAGAGAAAAUCCUACAAUUUGAGCAAAAUGAAGAUGGCAUGUAUACAGAUGAAGCUUUUGUUGGAUUUUAUGUGGACGUCAUUGGGGUAUGUAGGUUUAGUUUAUUCCUCAUGUUUAAAAUAAAAACACUUUUUAAUGAUUCUAUAUUUAUUUAUUUCCUUUGUUUCUUUUUUUGUUUUGUUUCCCCCCUAAAGUGUACUGAGGCCAUACCCAAAGAAACCCUCAAAAUCAGCUCUGAACUGUCUCAUCGUGUGCAGGAGGUUUGUUUCAGAGCACUGCUGGGGUUUCUGGACAGGUGAGAGUUUCUAUUUUUUACCACAGCAAUCGAAAACAAAAGAAAUGUCAAAAACAACCAACUUUUAUCAUUUCCAAACAGUCUGUAUGUAUCCUCAAUCAAACAGGUGUCUGUCAAGUCCUGUUUGCAAGGCUUAAACCAGACGUAACCUUUUCUUCUUGGUUGUAGGUACAUGGCUGAGCAGACUGAGACUCUUGGCAAAGAGGCAAAAAAGGAGAAACCAAAAAUGUGGCUCUUCUUCAAAACUUUGAAUACCUGUGAAAAGCUCAGGUGAGUUUGAGCUCCUCUGUCUCUGCUGAACAUUAACUCUGCUCACUGAAGGCAAUAUUUCUAUUCAUGUUCAUCAAAAAUCAUGAUAGUGUGUGGCUGAUCUAUCAUUAGAGUGGAUUUUCUUUUUCAUGUUUCCUCUCAGAGGGUACGUCCAGAACAAAGGGUCAGCUAUCCAGAGAUCCCUUCUUGAGCACAUUGUGGCAAAGCUUGACAACAUAGAGAGCCUUGCUUUAAAUCUCCUGCUGGAAAAGGUGGCUGACAUUGCAGAGGUAACUAUUCAUUCAUCAUCAUCAUUGUAAAUGUAGCAGCGGCUUUUCUCUCGUGUUCAAAUAGCAUGGGGAUAAGAAAACCGUUAUUGUUAAUUCAGUCCUGAUUAAUGCAUGAACGCUGACAGCCCUAUGUCAUAAAAAAAGACAGGAAAGGACCCAAAUGCAGACAAAAAAAAAGGAUUUUUCUAAAUUAACUCAAUGAAAGGUAACAAAAACUUACUUAGGCUACACAGACAAGCGUACACAUAGACAUACAAUGAACCAACAAAGAAACAGGGGAACACAGGGACUAUAUACACACACAGGGAAACGAGCAACGAGAGGCAGGUGAGACACUGAGACACAGGUGUAGACAAUUACUAAGGAGGCAAAACAAGACUGGACUACAACAAAAUAAAACAGGAAGGACUGAAAACUGAUCGAAAGAAUAAAACACAGACACAAACUGAAAAUUCACAAGACAGGACUACAGGGGUAGAGAAACAAUAGGGAAUAUAAACACUAGGAAGAAUACACAAAAUAAACUCAAAUCACAAAACCAGAGAAAAACUGAAUCAACAGAAGAUAUCAUGAAACCCUAGUUUUUACUUUUAAACUUUAAAACUUACAGUUUUAAUUUUUUAAAUCUCAUUUUUUCUCUUGCAGAAAAAUCUUAAGGAUUACUUCAAAACAGACAACAAGCGAUUCUUGAUGUCUGCGCUGACGGAUGAUUUCUCAAAGACACAGUGCAGCCAAGAGAUAGAAAAGGUAAGAGUUUCAUAUCAUAACUUAGAAAAUAGAGCUGCCCGUCUGUUAGUUCAGGAAUAUUUGUAACUAAACUGUGUCUCUCUCUGUCUUUGUUUCUUGCAGAAAGUAAUGGAUGAAGUCUAUGAGCUUGUUGUUCGCAUUUACCUCAAACAUCUUCUCAAGAGCAGCAAGAGCAGACUGCAGAGGUGCUGGAGUUCUGAUGUUGGACGAACAAUCCAUGAAGAUGCUGACCUACUUCACUCCACCUUCACAAAGCUGGUGAGAUCUUCAUAUCAUACUUCAUGUGGUUGUGUCCAUAACUUUGCUGGUUCUGGUAGAUACUGGAGCUCUGUUUGUGUUGUCAUUUGUCAGGCUCCUGGUGUCCAGCAGUGGAACUUUGUGCUGCUGAGAGUGUCAGAGCUGCUGGAGUGCAAAGACGUCGAUAUGGUGAAGCUCACAGUUGCAGUCAUGCAGAAAGAAAGUCCAUCCUGGAGGUAAAUGAGAUUAUUUUUCUGAACUUCCCCAAAAUGUAUGACUAUAUCAACUUCUAAAAUGGAGAGAAACGUGAUAAUCAAAUGAUUUCGUUACAUGGCAACAGUGGAGGAGGCUUCUAGAGUUCUGGGUUUCUGAGUGCUUUAAAAGAGACUGUAUGAAAGGGGUUUCAUGCCCCCCUCUGUUAAGUCAUUAGAGGAACUGUACCUCACUGAUCUUACCUGGUUGUCUUGUUCUUAACAGAGGCGAUGUGGAGCUUCUGCCCAAAUUGCUGCGAUGGGUGGGUCUCUCUGGAAGCAGGGUCAGGGAGGUGCUGGACGCCAUUCCCGGUCAAGAACCCAGACAUGUGUCCUGGUGCUUCAGUCUGAAGUGCUGGUAA
Messenger RNA from Xyrichtys novacula (pearly razorfish), 4517 nucleotides. The record is from the annotation of a GenBank genome assembly. NCBI's taxonomy places the organism in Eukaryota, Metazoa, Chordata, Actinopteri, Labriformes, Labridae.